CUUAUCCAGAUACUCUCAUUCCACUGAAAAGCCUAUUCUCUAUCAAACACCAUGGCGGCAAUACCGGACGAAACGAUAACCAUCGGAACCCCUAGCGAUUUGACUGUCAAGAUAAUCGAGUAUGAGGUCAAAAGGGAAUUUCGGACUGACCCAGAAACAAAUGAAGAUCGUGUCAUCACGGAGCGAACCCCCAAGAAGAGCGCCCUUAUUCAGGUCUCAAGGGCUAAGUUAAUCCAAAACAGCGAAUAUUUCAGAAGGAUGCUUAGCAGUCGCUGGUCAGGAUCGGACAACACCAUCUCCCUCGAGGAGGAUACGAUAAAGAGUAUGGAAGUCUGGUUUCGCCUUUUCCACGGUAAUCUGUCCGCUAUGCCAUGCGGAUCUGUUUCUGUCCCUGAAAUGUGGCACAUUAUCAUGGCGGCCGACAAGUACGAAUUUGAUCGCACACGCCUCGAGAGUUGGUUUGACGACUGGUUCUUCACCCAGCAGAACAAGGCUAUGACCAAGCUUAGUCUCAACCAACAGCUGCUUUUUCCUUGUCACUACUUCAACUGUGCCUGGGGAUUCAAGAUUCUCACAAAGGAGCUUGUCUACAAGUAUCCUCAUCAUAUCACUGAGAUCAAUCCGACAAGCCACCACCAGAUGCAUCUUCCCCACCGAGUUAUUCAGCAGUUGAACGCUGCAAAGGGCAGACUUCGCACCAUUCUCCAGCGCGGACUUUUCUCACAGGUCUCAAGCAUCGUCAACUACGCCAUUUGUGAUUGCAAGGAAAAGACGGUCUUCAACUAUUUGAAGGAGAUACAGAACAUCAAUGUGAGACCACUGGAUGAGACGCUUUCUAGGACCAGUGUUCAGAGGAAUCUUGAUCGCUUGGGACAGUUCAAUGAAAGCAAUAUGCGGCCGAAGAAAGACUCGAAUGUCAUUUACAAGUCUGUGGAAGAAGAAUGGGGCGAGAAACCAUCCGCUAAAGACUGUAUGGACUGUGACAGGUCUUGGGGGGAGGUGGUGAGAAGGGCACGCAAAGAAACGGCCGAGUACUUCGAUGGGCUUUGUCUGGAUUGUAUGAACACCACCAAGAAUAUCCGGCUCCGCGGCGACGAAGACGAUGACUAUUGGCUCCAUAACGAAGGGCGGGACAGGUAUGAUGACGGUUGCAGAAUCAGCCACGGCCAACCAACCUGGUAUUUCAGCUUCAUGGGAAGACGAGAGAAGCGCGGUCAGUUUGUCUGA
Messenger RNA from Aspergillus wentii DTO 134E9, 1227 nucleotides. RefSeq lists its product as uncharacterized. The coding region runs from base 52 to 1227 and encodes 391 amino acids. Lineage: Eukaryota; Fungi; Ascomycota; Eurotiomycetes; Eurotiales; Aspergillaceae. The record is from RefSeq and is a predicted model, not a curated record. Gene Ontology annotation, molecular function: protein binding. The transcript has 2 exons.